AAGAAUUUGGUAAUCCUCGUGGUUUUCGGAUGGUUUUGUGCGCCUAAAUUUGGAUUGUUUCGUUACAAAAUGCUUUAAAAUUGGUAGAAUCUAAGUUUGCAAGGUAGCCGAUAUAAUAAUCGAAAAAUUGAAACUAAAAAUGGACUUGAACGAGCACGAGCUGGCGGAGCUGGAAGAACGGCUUUACUCCAGCAUUCACCAUGCGGCCGAUCCCGGCGUUGGUCCGGCUGCGGCGGAACCCUCGUCUGCCACUCCCGGUUUGUCCGCAACAGCAGCAGACAAGUCAACCUCUUCGGAACCUACGCCGGGUUCCGGAUCGACGGUUCGCAUCGUCACCGACAAGGCCAUCGUGAACGCGUCCAAGAUGAAGCGGUACUGGAGCUCUAUGGAGAACUAUACCGGGAUUAGGCGACCGAACAGGCCACGGAACAACAACGCGCCGGCGGUUGAAGCGAGUCGGGUUGAGGGAGGAGAGGGAGAGGAUGGCGUGGUCAAGACAUUCACUCCGUACCAGUCGAUUCUGGGACCAUCCGGGAUGGGCGGAAGUGGGUCCAGCAGUCCGCGAGGGGAAUUCUUGCUGAUGGAAGGAAUGCCAAGCAAGCAGAAGAAGAAAAAGGUUGGGGAAGGCAGGAAGGUGCUGAAUCCGAGCAGUUUGCGGGGCAAAAAGAUGGAACAGCUGCAGAAGAUUAAGGCCAAGAAGGCCAAAGCUAGCAAGAGUCGCCAGAAGGCCCAGGUUGGCCAGCAGCGUUUGGUGGCGACAAUCGAGCUGGAAUCUUCGGAUGAUCAAGAUGGAGAAGAUUGCUCGCCGGAUCCGAUCAAGCAGGAGCAGGAGGGAAUUGAGCAUCAAGAUUUGGAGGAUUCUGACCCGGACGAGGUUGUGCUGGUGCCAAGUGCCCCGCCUCCGCUGGUGUGCAUCGAUAGCAGCGACGAAGACGGAACCAAAGACAAGUUCACCCAUCCAAAGUCUAAGAAGAAGAAGACUAACAAAAAGGUCAACUCGCCACGUUGCUUGAGUCCUUCGAACAGCUCCAUAAUGUCGGAUGAUUUCAUUGGCCACAACGAUCGGACCAGGCUGAACGAUAGUUUCAUCGAGGGAAUCACCAACGAUUUAGAGCUGGAAUGCCAGGACGUUCCGUCCGGAAGCGCAAUCUUCGCAAGUGACCAUCCUCAAACUUCUCGCGCGGAUCGCGCCCCUUCUAUUUCUUCCGAAGGCACCGUAGCUACAAGCAGCGAUACGACCGACCAGGACAAACGUCUCAACAAGUCGGCGACCGGUGCGACCAAGCCCACGUUCUGCUCAACGCCCAAGCAAACGCUGCACGUCCGAAGGGCCAGCGCCAAGUCCCGCGAACAACCGGAAGAGGACAGUAUCUACUCGGCGACGUCUGCGAAAAAGUCCAAGCCCGCCGAGAAGCGCGCCAGCAGCGGAGGCGACUCUUCGGACGAGUGUGACGACGGCGAGUCGCGCUCCAAACGGUCCAAGUCCUACCACUCGGACGCAAGCAGCACCAAAAGUUCCAAAAAGCAGCGCAGCAAAAAACGCCGCAAGAAGGACUCCGAACACUACUCCGAUGAGGACUUUGCGUCGAUUCUGACCGACAUCGUGCAGGCGAUUUCGGAAAACGAAGGCGACAGUUCCGACGAGCCACCAGCAGAGCCAGAAGUGGUCGCCGAACCGGUGGAGAACAUCACGGACAGUGACAUCCUCGAAAUCAAAGACCAGGAACCAAACACAAUCAGUCUACCUCAGGUUGAGCCGCGGGAAAACUUUGUCAAAGCUCCCUCGCCGGAAGCGCUGGACGAUAGCAACGACGUGGUGGCCAUCGAACCACCCCCACCGCCAAUGAUCAAUCUGGCCGACGAAGACACGCGGGACGUUUCGGGGGAAAGAGCGGAAUACGAGCGCAUUCCCGGGCUCCGUCGCAUCGACGACGAUCCCGAGUGCUGCUGGAACGAAGAGAUGAAAAAGUUUUACAAUGAUUCGUGGAACUGCGAAGACUUUAACGUGUCCACCGUGCUGUUCAACAUGCCGCGUCAAACCAAACACUGGCCCAUCGUACACAAGGACAAAUUUCCGGACCCGCCGAAAAAGGAGAUCAUCUGCAACAACUGCCAACAACCGGGCCACAUGAAGUACAAGUGCCGCCGGCCACCGAAACCACCGACCUGUUACAUGUGCGGCCUAACCGGUCACCAGGAGACGCGCUGCCCCAACACGCUGUGCCUUAGGUGUGGAGAAAAGACGAACAACUUCCUGCGCGGAUGUCACGCGUGUUCCCGCGAGCAGCACAUGACGUGCCAUCUGUGCGGAAUCCGCGGACACGCGCAGCGCAACUGCCCGGACAAGUGGCGCCGCUACCACUCCACGAUCGAAGUCGAUAGGCCACUCACGCGCGACUACCAGCGCAAUCCGAACGCGCGCAGUUGCUGCAUUUGUGCCCGGCCGGGCCACCAGGCGCACGCAUGUCACGCCGCGGUGCGCAUUUUUGGCCAGUGCGUUCCGACGACGGAGAUCAUCAACUACCAGCCGAUGUACUAUCCGGAACGGCAGCAGCAGCAGGAGCGGGAUGAACAGGGACCGCGGUUUAACUUGUUUAGCGAGGUGGGUGAUUUUCAGCUGAACUUCGACGAUUCGAUCGCGAAGAAUGAGAACAGCUUCUACCAUCGGUUCUCCAAGUCGGUGGGACUGCUGGAGAAGAAAAAGAAGCAGGAGGAGCGGUUGGCCCGGAAGAUGAAGCGGGAUGCGAAGAGGCGUAAGAAGGAGGCGGGGGGUGGUGAUGAGGAUGUCGUUGAAAUGGUUCCUGGAGAGGAAUCGGUUGGGAAGAUAGCUGAAGAGGAAGUUGGUGGUGCUGCUGCUGGGAGCAAGUCUACAGCCACUGCCGUAGCGAAUGAAGAUUCGAAUUAUAGUUUUUCGGAGUUUUACGAAGAUAAGGCCGGCAAGCAGCAGCCGCAGUCUGCGCUGUCGAGCGAACCGAUGCCGGAUUUCAUCCCGCUGACAUCGCCGGAUGAAAGUGCGAAUCAUGCGUUCGCAGUUCCGGCCAAUGUGGAGCAGAACACGGAGGCGAAAAUUUACCUCACCAAACCGCACGCCAAGAUUCUGCUCGGUCCACACGGGGCCAACUUCCUGAAGGAUGCGUCCGCCAAGUUCACCCUCAAGCUCAGCAUAGCGUUCCAACCGGUUGGAAACGUCCUGCUGGCCAACGGUUUGUCCCAAAAUCAGGACAACUUCCACAACGACCUGGUCAAGUUCCUCAACAGCGCAUCGCACCAAAACGAGCAGAUCAAGCAGAUCAACAACGUCCCCAAGGGAACGGACAAGACCAUCCGUUACAUCGUCGAGCAUCUGCAGCUGCUUACGCGUUCGUACGAAAACGUUAAAAGCAUGUUCCGUCGCUACCAGCACUGCGAACAACAGGGCACGAACCCGAAAACCUGCGACAAAGUCCGUCGCAACCUCAACAUCAUUCUGUUUGGUCAGUUCGGCAUGCGGCAAGGGCGCGAUCACCUCAACCAGUUGCAGAGCAACCUCCAAGAGCUGAAGGACACCGCAAACCCGAUCGUCUCGCUCGAAACCCGAGACCAAAUCAACCAGCACAUCCGGUACAUCUUCACCUCGUACGACCACGCCGACUACGAGGACAUUAUGCAAGAGUACGACGCGCUGCGAAAGUCCCAAAAGCUGUCCAAAGUCAAGCCGGAAGAUCUGAACCUUACCCUUCCCGCCAAGCUGAACCUCCUCACCAUCGUAGACAGCAAAGAAGCCGACGAUCCCGACGACUCGUCGUUCAACGUGUCCAAAGAGUUCAGCUUCGACGACUCCUCACUCCCAAGCGACCUGAUCCUCAACACGUCCGAUCAACUGAUCGACGACGCUGAACCACCGAAACGCGAAGAAGAAGAGGCGCAAGUAACGCCUCCGGCGGCAGUGGAAGAGACCCCCAUCAGUGGCGCAGGCUCGUCGGCGGCUCCGUCGUCCAAACAGUCCAAGGUGGAGUUUCUGCUGAACGAUUGUCGCCAGAUGGUGAAGGUGCUGGACAAUAAGCCGAUCACGGCCAAGUUCGACCUGAUUUACGAGCAAACGCGCGAGGGAAAUGUGUCCAAGGCGAACUAUCGCACGCUGAUGGGGAUUCAUGGCAUUCUGAAGAGUAAGUUGUAUCGGAAGAGAAAGAAAAAUAAGAUGGCCAAUAGUUGAUUGGGUUGAGGGUGUUGUACAUAGAUUGAAGAAGACACUUCGGUAG
Culex pipiens pallens (northern house mosquito) is the source of this 4238-nucleotide messenger RNA. RefSeq lists its product as uncharacterized. The record is from RefSeq and is a predicted model, not a curated record. Gene Ontology annotation, molecular function: nucleic acid binding; zinc ion binding. NCBI's taxonomy places the organism in Eukaryota, Metazoa, Arthropoda, Insecta, Diptera, Culicidae. Bases 140 to 4192 code for a protein of 1350 amino acids. The transcript is spliced from 5 exons.